This is a messenger RNA of Aegilops tauschii subsp. strangulata, 1904 nucleotides long. Lineage: Eukaryota; Viridiplantae; Streptophyta; Magnoliopsida; Poales; Poaceae. The record is from RefSeq and is a predicted model, not a curated record.
CCCCGCUCCCCACUCCCUCCGUCUCUCGGCAGACGCAAAAAGGGAUGAAAAACCAAACUUCUCCCGCAAGACUGGUUCGCACCAAAUCGCAUCGCCCUUCGAGUCGCCCCUCACUGAUCCCUUCGCGUCCUGCUUCCCAAGCCACAGCCCACAGCCCCCCACGCCCCCACGCUCAGCUCCUCCCGCUCCGAUUUCACAGCCUGCGAGCUAGCCAUGUCGAUUCGGCCGCUGUUGCUGCCGGAGCCGCCGGGCGAGGUGGAUCGGGCGCCGGAGAUCUUCGCGGGUGGCGUGGCCGCGGUGCGCCGCGCCGUUGUCAUCGGGAACGGCUGCGCCGGCGCCGAGAACCAGUGCCUCGGCCUCGUCCGCGCCCUCGGCCUGGCCGACCGCCUCACCCUCUAUCGUAUUAUCAGGCCAACCGGAGGAAUCAACAAGUGGCUGCACUUUCUCCCUAUCUCCUUGCAUAAAAUGGUGGACCAAGUACUCAGACAUAUACUGUCUAACACGACAUUCACAACACUGUUUCAAGGAAAACUGUCAGCACCUUAUCCUGUCAGUAAUGUUCAAUCUCUUGGGUUGUCUUCUGUACUGGAAGCAGAUUCCAGAAGGAUAGUGACAAUGGUCCGUGAUACCUUCGAGAAGGAAGGCCUGGCGAUAGUUAUUGCUUGUGGCCGUGAUACCAUACCAUAUGCAAGCUCUGUAAGGUGUUUAGCUCCAGAUAAUGUCUUUGUCAUUCAGAUACAACACCCCAGGUAUCGCCUUGAUAGGUUUGAUUUGGUGGUGACUCCUCGCCAUGAUUACUACGCUUUAACUGCAAAGGGACAACAAGGAGUACCGUGGCUUUUCCGGAGAUGGAUUACUCCACGAGAACCACCCGGUCCGAAUGUGGUCCUGACGUCUGGAGCACUUCACCAAGCAGAUUCUGCUGCACUACGCGUUGCUGCUACAAACUGGCAUGAUGAACUUGCUCCCUUGCCAAAGCCAUUGGUAGUAGUAAAUAUUGGAGGACCAACAAGAAACUGUAAUUAUGGUGUAGACCUUGCCAAGCAGUUGGUAAGCUCACUGCACAAUGUUUCAGAGACCUGUGGAAGUGUCAGAAUUUCAUUUUCCAGGAGAACGCCACAAAAGGUAGGACCAUUGGUUGCUCAUAUCUUGUUUUAUGAGUUGUGCGCAGUUAAUUUUUUGGAACCCUUUUGUUGGCAGGUGUCCGAUCUUAUAUUGAGAGAGUUCAGCACACAUCCAAAGUUCUACAUUUGGGGCGGUGAAGAACCUAACCCACACCUAGGGCAUCUUGCAUGGGCCGAUGCUUUCAUCAUAACAGCAGACUCGAUAAGUAUGCUAAGUGAGGCGUGCAGCACUGGGAAGCCGGUCUAUGUCGUUGGAACUGAGCAUUGCAGGUGGAAAUUCUCAGAUUUUCACAACACUCUGCAGAAACGAGGGGCUGUUCGUCCUUUCACUGGAUCGGAAGAUAUGUCAGACAGCUGGAGCUACCCUCCUCUGAACGAUGCCAUUGAUGUGGCUGCACGGGUUCGUGAAGUGCUUGCACAACGUGGAUGGACAGUGGGUUAAUAGCGGUCGAAGCAGAGAAAAAGAGUGCCAUUUUUGCUCCAGUUACGUUCCAAGCCCAGACAAUUCAGAGCCUGCAUUUCAGUUAUCUUAGUUGCAUCUGCAUGAGGAUUUUUUUUUUUUUGCCAUAUCACCGAUGCAAAACGACAUCGCUUCUUUUCAAAAGAUGGCUAUAUUUUUUGGAACAUACUGUGUAAAGUUUUGAGCAAUCACACACAGAUAGCAGUGUUUAUUCUUGGCAUAUUCAUGCAUUAUUGUACCUAGUGUUAUGCUGUAAAGAAGCCGAUAGAAGUGCGGACGGAAGUUAAAAAUCUUUGUCAUUGGAACGAGGUGACAUCAUA